GAUACAGAGGUCAAAAAGGAGAACGAGGACAGGUUGGGCUGGGGUUGCCAGGAGAUCCAGGACCCACGGGGCCACCGGGCCCACCUGGGACCACCUCUCGGGGACCUCCUGGCUCUCCAGGACCCCGUGGACCUCCUGGCWCAUGUGAUCCCAGUGACUGUUUUUUCCCAGCCUCAUAAGCCAAGCGGAGUUUGAUAGGAGCCACACUGAGAAGAAGACCGACCAGCUCGCCGUGUCCAACCGCUUCCUCAGCUCGUCUUAAUCAAACCGACUCACAUCUGACCUCUUCUGUUCGCGUCAUGACAACAUGUGGUAGCUGUGGGGUGGGGGGCGGGGUUACAGGACUGCUGUUGUGUUUUGAACGCAGCUUGCGUGUUGCUGUACAUUUUGGAGCUAUUUCUUUGUUUUUUUUUCCAACCCUCACUGUGACGUGAUGCAUUCCUUCCGGACUCUGUCGUUCAAAARCAUUUCGCCAAGUUCAGCCCCGUCUAAGAACCGCAACCCUAUUGGUUUGCCUCUUUAACGGGCGUGUCUAUGCACUCUUCUGUUGUUGUUGUUAUUUUUUUUUAAGAUAAGCCAUUGUGCUGAUUGAAGAUACAGCUCGUGAAUUUCUGAGUUUAUGKAAACGUGAAUGACAGAAAUGCUGAGAUUAACCGAGUGAGUGCACCUAAGUUUUAUGUAGAUUUGAGAAAAAAUAAUUGGUUUUCUUGUGCAACCAAAGUGCAGCCAUAGUGGUUAUUAGAUUAUUGGCAAUUAUUUAUUUUAAGUGUACUUCUUGAGAAUGUAUUUGAAAGAUAAAAACUAGUGUAAAUGUAGCAUGGGGAUUAUGUAAUAUCAGUAACAAAGCUGUGGGAACACGUUUCAGUUGGGGGAGGGGAUGCUGUGGGAAUUUGUAGGACUGUAAACACCCAUAUUAUCAAUAUCAAAUAUCUGCAUCGAAAUGCACAUCGGCAUUAUAUGUUGUCUUAUUUAAAUAUGAAUAUUAAAAAAUGUACUUUUGUUUGGAUAAUAUCUUUAAAAUUGGUCCGUGUACUUUUUGGUAAAUAUCAAUUUUUGUUUUAAAAGCAGAUGUUUAAAAAUGUAAAAUGACCGUUUUCAAUACCUGUUUUUAAAAUCAUAAAAUAAAUAACCAAAAAGUACACGAUGCAACCUUAAUCUGCCGGCAUUUAUUUUUUUUUUAAUAAUGCAUUUUGGACAUGCGUGCCCUCUAGCAUCCAUCAGGGAGCGCUGCAGCAUCCUCCACAUCCCAACAUCCCACAGCCUGUUCAAGUAAUUCAGUUACUAUAAAGAUGAUUUACAAACGUCUGUAUUACUGAAAUAACUGGAUGUUUUUACUCUUCUUUUUUUUCUGUGUGUGUAAUUGUGUCAGGAAACAUUUGCGGAGUGUUUGAUAUUCAGUUUUAAGAAGGAAUUUGCAGUAAAUUAUUGCUGAAGAUGUU
Molecule: messenger RNA, 1439 nt
Organism: Austrofundulus limnaeus
Lineage: Eukaryota; Metazoa; Chordata; Actinopteri; Cyprinodontiformes; Rivulidae
Product: collagen alpha-1(XIX) chain
Source: RefSeq, a predicted model, not a curated record